AUGCGAUAUUCCGGUACAAUAGACAUAGGCGGUACCAGCUUAAACACUAAAGAGUCAAGCUCAUUAGUAAGUAUUACUAAAGAUAUAACGACUACAACUCGAACCACGACCACAGCUCCAGCCACCUCAACAACUCCAACCACCACGACAACUCCGACAACUACCACAACUCCAACCACCACGACAACUCCGACAACUACCACAUCUCCAACCACCACGACAACUCCGACUACUACCGCAUCUCCAACCACCACGACAACUCCGACAACUACCAAAACUCCAACCACCACGACAACUCCGACAACUACCAAAACUCCAACCACCACGACAACUCCGACAACUACAACAACUCCAACCCCCAUGACAACUCCGACAACUACCACAUCUCCAACCACCACGACAACUCCGACUCCUACAACAUCUCCAACCACCACGACAACUCCGACAACUACCAAAACUCCAACCACCACGACAUCUCCGACAACUACAACAACUCCAACCACCACGACAACUCCGACAACUCCCACAUCUCCAACCACCACGACAACUCCGACUACUACCGCAUCUCCAACCACCACGACAACUCCGACAACUACAACAACUCCAACCACCAUGACAACUCCGACAACUACCACAACUCCAACCACCACGAAAACUCCGACAACUACAACAACUCCAACCACCACGACAACUCCGACAACUACCACAUCUCCAACCACCACGACAACUCCGACUACUACCACAUCUCCAACCACCACGACAACUCCGACAACUACAACAACUCCAACCACCACGACAACUCCGGCAACUACCAUAUCUCCACCCACCAUGACAACUCCGACUACUACCACAACUCUGACGUUCUGA
Molecule: messenger RNA, 867 nt
Organism: Mizuhopecten yessoensis (Yesso scallop)
Lineage: Eukaryota; Metazoa; Mollusca; Bivalvia; Pectinida; Pectinidae
Product: cell wall protein DAN4-like
Exons: 2
Coding region: 1-867 (288 amino acids)
Source: RefSeq, a predicted model, not a curated record